Boleophthalmus pectinirostris (great blue-spotted mudskipper) is the source of this 1288-nucleotide messenger RNA. RefSeq names its product mitochondrial trans-2-enoyl-CoA reductase (gene mecr). Gene Ontology annotation, biological process: fatty acid metabolic process. The coding region runs from base 83 to 1255 and encodes 390 amino acids. The transcript is spliced from 9 exons. Gene Ontology annotation, cellular component: mitochondrion. The record is from RefSeq and is a predicted model, not a curated record. Gene Ontology annotation, molecular function: trans-2-enoyl-CoA reductase (NADPH) activity. Lineage: Eukaryota; Metazoa; Chordata; Actinopteri; Gobiiformes; Gobiidae.
UCAUGGUCGCCUUGUAACAGAAAUGCUAAAAAGCUUCACAGAAAGACUACUAAAACACAGCUUCCGCUAACUGUAUUUGCAUAUGUAUGACAAGACGUUCUCCGCGAUGUGGUUGCGACUUUACACCGUGUGUUUUAGAAGGCAGACAACUCUUGCAAGGCAUCUUUCUGUCGUUUGUACCCGUGCAAGUGCGAGGAGUAAUGCUAAGGGAGCUAACUUCUGUCACUCAGCGAGCCUUGCAGCAGCUUCCACCUGCAAGGCUCUUCGGUACCACAAGCACGGAGAUCCCCCUCAAGUGGUCUACUUGGAGAAUAUUGAAGUUGGACCUGUUGGCGCCAAUGAUGUCCUUGUUAAGAUGCUAGCUGCUCCUGUCAAUCCUUCUGACAUCAACAUGAUCCAAGGCACCUAUGCUAUCCUCCCUGACCUGCCAGCCACUGGAGGAAAUGAAGGGGUCGGUGAGGUCACUGAGGUGGGCCACCAGGUGACAUCAUUAAAGCCUGGUGAUUGGGUUAUUCCAAAAGACGCAGGUCUAGGUACUUGGAGAACAGCAGCAGUGUUUUCAGAGGAUGAUCUAAUCUCACUUCCUAAUGACAUUCCACUGUUGACUGCUGCCACUCUAGGAGUAAAUCCAUGCACUGCUUAUAGGAUGCUCGCUGAUUUUGAAGACCUCAAAUCAGGAGAUACAGUUAUACAAAAUGCAGCCAACAGUGGAGUUGGACAGGCUGUAAUACAGAUUGCUGCUGCCCGAGGAAUAAGUACUAUUAAUGUAAUCAGAGAUAGGCCAGAGUUCACUCAGCUCAGUGAUAGGCUGAAGGCAAUUGGAGCUACUCAUGUGAUUAAAGAAGAGGUGCUGAGAAAGCCGGAAAUGAAAGACCUUUUCAAAACUUGUCCAAGGCCUAAACUUGCUCUUAAUGGGGUUGGUGGAAAGAGUGCAACAGAAUUGCUUCGACAUCUACAGGUAGGAGGAUCCAUGGUAACAUAUGGAGGAAUGGCUAAACAACCAGUUACAGUACCUGUGAGUGCACUCAUUUUCAAGGAUCUAAAGGUCAGAGGCUUUUGGGUCACACAGUGGAAGAGGAAUCAGUCAUAUGAUGGCUGUGCUUUCAAAAACAUGUUGGACGAUUUGUGUUCCCUUGUCAAGCAAAAGAAGCUGACAGCUCCGACAUGCAACAAGGUGUUUUUUGAGGAAUACCACAAAGCAUUGAGUGGUGCAAUGCAGCCAUACAUUUCUGCAAAAAAUGUCCUAAUAAUGUGAUGUGUCUUAUCUCAAUAAAUAUUUUAUCUUGCA